GCGGGGUGAGAGGUCAGCAGAGCGCCGGUUGGCAGAGGCUGCAAUGGUGGGCCUCUGGGUGUGGACGGCGGUGGUGGUCGCGGCCGGACGGCGUGGGCGGCGAUGGUCGCAGCCGCUGAUGCGGAGCACAGCGCUGUGUACCCUGAAGCGUGUUCCACACUACUCAAGACAGCACUUAAUGGUGUCCCGUAGUCUCUGUUCAGCUGGAUAUGAUUCUAAUGAAAAAACUUUUGAUAAAAUUCUUAUUGCUAAUAGAGGAGAAAUUGCAUGUAGGGUUAUUAAAACUUGCAAGAAGAUGGGCAUUAAGACGGUUGCCAUCCAUAGUGAUGUUGAUGCUAGUUCCGUUCAUGUGAAAAUGGCGGAUGAGGCUGUUUGUGUUGGCCCAGCUCCCACCAGUAAAAGCUACCUCAACAUGGAUGCCAUCAUGGAAGCCAUUAAGAAAACCAGGGCCCAAGCUGUACAUCCAGGUUAUGGAUUUCUUUCAGAAAACAAAGAAUUUGCCAAAUGUCUGGCAGCAGAAGAUGUCGUUUUCAUUGGACCUGACACACAUGCUAUUCAAGCCAUGGGUGACAAGAUUGAAAGCAAAUUAUUAGCUAAGAAAGCAAAGGUUAACACAAUCCCUGGCUUUGAUGGAGUAGUCAAGGAUGCAGAUGAAGCUGUCAGAAUUGCAAGGGAAAUUGGCUACCCUGUCAUGAUCAAGGCCUCAGCAGGUGGUGGUGGGAAAGGCAUGCGAAUCGCCUGGGAUGAUGAAGAGACCAGGGAUGGUUUUAGAUUUUCAUCUCAAGAAGCUGCUUCUAGUUUUGGUGAUGAUAGACUACUAAUAGAAAAAUUUAUUGAUAACCCUCGUCAUAUAGAAAUCCAGAUUUUAGGUGACAAACAUGGGAAUGCAUUGUGGCUCAAUGAAAGAGAGUGCUCAGUUCAGCGAAGAAAUCAGAAAGUGGUGGAGGAAGCACCAAGCAUUUUUCUGGAUUCUAAGACUCGAAGAGCAAUGGGAGAACAAGCUGUAGCUCUUGCCAAAGCAGUGAAGUAUUCCUCUGCUGGAACCGUGGAAUUCCUUGUGGACUCGAAGAAGAAUUUUUAUUUCUUGGAAAUGAAUACAAGACUCCAGGUUGAGCAUCCCGUCACAGAAUGCAUUACCAGCCUGGAUCUAGUCCAAGAAAUGAUCCGUGUUGCCAAGGGUUACCCUCUCAGGCACAGACAAGCUGAUAUUCCCAUCAACGGCUGGGCAGUUGAAUGUCGGGUUUAUGCUGAGGACCCCUACAAGUCUUUUGGUUUACCGUCCAUUGGGAGAUUGUCUCAGUACCAAGAACCAAUACAUCUACCUGGUGUCCGGGUUGACAGCGGCAUCCAACCAGGAAGUGAUAUUAGCAUUUAUUAUGAUCCAAUGAUUUCAAAACUGAUCACAUAUGGUUCUGAUAGAACUGAAGCACUGAAGAGAAUGGAAGAUGCACUGGAUAAUUACGUUAUUCGAGGUGAAAACAAACCCUUAGGACACAAGUUAACAGAGAGUGAGAGAAACCAAUUAUUGGCAAUAGCAUCAUCAUUGUUCGUGGCAUUCCAAUUAAGAGCACAACAUUUUCAAGAACAUGGAAAUGCAAGAGUGCCUAUUAUUAAACCACAAGUGGCUAACUGGGAGCUGUCAAUAAAAUUGCAUGAUGAAGUUCAUACUGUCAUAGCAUCAAACAGUGGGCCAACAUUCUCUGUGGAAGUUGAUGGGUCGAAACUAAAUGUGACCAGCACGUGGAACCUGGCUUCACCCUUACUGGCUGUCAACGUUGAUGGCACUCAGAGGACGAUACAGUGUCUUUCUCGAGAAGCAGGUGGAAACAUGAGCAUUCAGUUUCUUGGUACAGUGUAUCAGGUGCAUAUCUUAACCAAACUGGCUGCAGAACUGAACAAAUUUAUGCCGGAAAAAGUGGCCGAGGACACAAGCAGUAUUCUGCGCUCCCCGAUGCCUGGUGUGGUGGUGGCCGUCUCUGUCAAGCCUGGAGACAUGGUAGCAGAAGGUCAGGAAAUUUGUGUGAUUGAAGCCAUGAAAAUGCAGAACAGUAUGACAGCUGGGAAAACUGGCAAGGUGCAAUCAGUGCAUUGUAAAGCUGGAGACACAGUUGGAGAAGGGGAUCUGCUCGUGGAACUGGAAUGAAGUAUUUAUAGCCUUUCAGUCAUCACCCAAUUUAAUUAGCCAUUUGUAUUAUUAUUCUUUCACACUCAAUUUAUUCACGCGUUUUGCAGGAACACCCCUGUGCAGCAGAUUUUACAUGGUCAUAUUUAUUCCACAUAUAGUCAAAACCAACAUUCUGCCAAAAAAUCACCAAUGGAAAUUUUUAUUGAUAUAAAUACUUGUACAUAUGAUUUGUACUUCUGCUGUGAGAUUUCCUAGUGUCAAAAUUAAAUCAAUAAAGCUGAGCAUUUGUCUAAAUA
Molecule: messenger RNA, 2421 nt
Organism: Leptonychotes weddellii (Weddell seal)
Lineage: Eukaryota; Metazoa; Chordata; Mammalia; Carnivora; Phocidae
Source: RefSeq, a predicted model, not a curated record